Messenger RNA from Scheffersomyces stipitis CBS 6054, 882 nucleotides. Its product is annotated as putative hydrolase. The annotation marks the transcript as partial. The transcript has a single exon. The record is from RefSeq and is a predicted model, not a curated record. Lineage: Eukaryota; Fungi; Ascomycota; Pichiomycetes; Serinales; Debaryomycetaceae. Gene Ontology annotation, cellular component: mitochondrion.
UUAGAUCUAGUAGAGGAUCUUCCCAAUAACGAAACGGUACCCUUGCAUUGGCAGCAGUUCAAGCCUACCAAAGGAUUUGAGGUUGACGACAGUUUACCUCCAGUUGUCAUGUUGCAUGGACUUUUUGGGUCCAAACAGAACUAUGGUUCUGUUGCUAGGCAGAUAACGCAAAUGACUAAGAACCCGGUUUACGGUGUUGAUUUGCGAAAUCAUGGCCAGUCCCCUCAUUCAAAUCCGCACAAUUACUACACUAUGGCUCAAGACGUGGUGCGGUUUCUAGAGGACCGUGGCUGGAAGGAUACUAUCUUAGCAGGGCAUUCUAUGGGGGCCAAGACAUCAAUGAUCGCAGCCUUGAUAAGGCCAGAGUUGAUCUCGAAGCUAUUGGUAAUCGAUAACAGUCCCCGAGCAAAAGUAUUAGACUCAAGUUUCACACAUGACUUGAUCGGAAUGUGUCAGGUCGAACACGAAGCACCUCAGUUCAAGACCAAACCACCAGCAUUCAGAGAAAAGAAAAUCGACUCUAUUCUAAGGAUGUACGAAAGAGAUGAAAAGGUGCGAGCAUUCUUGAAGACUAAUAUCAUCAAGAGCAAGUUCACCGAACAUCCUAUUUUCCGAGUGCCAGUAUUGAAUUUUCUCAAAGAUGGUGUAAUGAACCAUUUGGGAGGAUGGCCAGCUUCAUCGGUGGAAGGUAAGAAGUUCGACAAGCCUGUCUUGGUAAUGGGAGCCAAACAUUCCAAUUUUGUUGAGCCGGAGUCGUAUUCAGAGUUUAGGAAAUAUUUCAGUAACUUCAGCUACCAAGAGUUUGACUGUGGUCAUUGGAUCGUUACGGACUUGCCAGAGCAGUUUAUCGAUAGCACAGUACAAUUCAUUAGAGAUGAAUAG